UGAAGUAUAAGCGAGAGUGGCACCAGGCAAAUCCGCCUCCAGUCAACUGCGCUAAAGGUUACGACACAUCCAUGUACCUCCUGAUGCACAUCCAGUGAUACCUCCUCUACCUGUUACUUUUCUUUCUUUUUUUUUCUCUCUUUCUUUCCCUGUCGCACUUUGUCUGCGCGGCUGCAGCGGUCCACCAUUGCCCCCAAAAACCACGCCAGCGUUUUAACGCAAGCUUGUCGGGGGCUGCAAAGGAAGCGGCUGAUCGGUGCGGCGCUGGGUCUCGUCGUCAUGGUGGUGGUGCUGCUUGUCGCGAUUCCCCUGCUGGUCCAGAGCUCCACUAUCUCCGCGCACUACGAGAUGAUGGGCACCUGUCGCAUGAUCUGUGACCCGUACACCCCGAAAGCGAGCGCCACGGCGCUAGAAGUCAUGCAGGACCUCGGUGCCAUCCCGCCGCCGCCUCCUCCGUCUUUCUCCCGUGGGAACAAAGGUGAACCGGGCCGCCCGGGGAAGCCUGGGCCGAGAGGUCCUCCAGGUGAACCUGGUCCCCCCGGACCGAGAGGGCCGCCGGGUGAGCGUGGAGACUCCGGAAAAAUCGGCUUUACCGGGGGUCCACAAGGAACAGCUCGGACUGAAACGGGAGAACUUGGCUCUGCGUUUGCGAGUGUCAAGAUCGCCUUCUACGUCGGUCUUAAAAACCCACACGAGGGUUACGAGGUGCUCCGUUUCGAUGAUGUGGUAACUAACCUAGGCAACCACUACGACCCUUCCACUGGCAAGUUCACAUGCCAGGUGUCUGGAAUUUACUACUUCACUUACCAUAUACUGAUGCGCGGAGGAGACGGAACCAGCAUGUGGGCAGACCUCUGCAAAAACGGACAGGUUCGAGCAAGUGCCAUAGCCCAGGAUGCAGACCAGAACUAUGACUACGCAAGCAACAGUGUAGUGCUACAUCUGGACUCAGGGGACGAGAUAUAUGUGAAAUUGGAUGGCGGGAAGGCACAUGGUGGAAACAACAACAAAUACAGCACUUUUUCUGGCUUCAUACUGUACCCGGACUGAACUGGACCACAAGAACAGACACUGAAGUGAAUAGUCAUUUACCAAGUUGACAUUAACACAGGUUGAAGCCCUGUCCAAUCUAGUGCUUCAUUUCUGUGUAUCUGUGGAAAUAUGCUAUUUUACUUACUGGACCAUAAAGUAUACAACCAGUGAGAAGUUAAUGUUUGAAGUGAGCUUUUUUUUUUUUUACACACAGCAAAAUCUCCAGAGUAGAAUUAACACCUACAGUGUUUGUGUAAGUCCAUAUGGGCUCAAAUAAACAUUGGAAGAGUAAAGAGGGUCUGUCUGAAGAUAGCAGGCUGAUGGGUGUGUCUUUGAGUACAUUGUAAAUAAUAUAUACAGCAUUCUUAUUGUAAUGCUUGUUUACAGUAAUGAUACAUUGCAUUGUUAUUUAUUUGUUUAUUUAUUUAUUUUAUUAGAGUGUGUUUGAUCUGUUUGCAGUCCAGUGAAAUUACACUUUACAGUACUAUAUAUUGGUAGCAAUGUACUAUUGUAAAAAACACUGCUGAAAUUUUAGUUAUAUUAUUAAACCUCCUUUAUUGACAAAUAUGAAUCUUAAAUAAAUGUAAAAAAAAGUUAAUUCUAACAAAGGAAUAUGAUAAAAUGUGCUUAUUACAGCAAUCAUUUCAGUUCAUUUCAAAUGAGAACAAACAUAAGACACCAAAUGUGACAAUUAAUGGGUCACUGACCUGAACACCAAAGAGAAAAAAAAAAGAAACAAGAAUGUAAACAAUAAAAUAUCAUGCUAGCUUUAUGUAUCUAGCUAGGCUUAGAUUAUAUUGCCUACAGAUUUACCUACAGCUGGCCCUGCCUCCCUGAACUAACCACAUCUUUGUGUUUUUCUUUAAAACCAAACAAACAAACAAACCACAAUUAAGGAUGACAAAAUAAUGGAAGACCUGAAAAAAAAAUUCUUUUGCUGCUUCCGGUAAAUGCUAUUAAUGGCUAGUUUAACAGUAGAGUUAAUGAUGCUGUAUGUUUUACAGUUGAUAGUCACUGCAGUGUUACUGUGGCUAAACAAUAAGGUUCUUCGAUAAAUUAUAACCUAGCAGUUCUGUUAAUCAUUUCUGAGCUGCAGUUCAAACUGUAAACACUUUUAAUUUGUCAUACUGUUUUGAAUACAAUAUAUUAUUGUUGAAAUUACAGAAAUUCUUUACAGUGUAGGGUUAAAUAGGCAUGCCAUUAAUCACAUAUGAAUUCAAAGAUAUGUCUUACAUAUUUGUUCCUAGUAGGGACCCAACAGUCAAAGGCAGUUUUGAUUAAACUCGAAGGUAUACUGUCAGUUUAGUUUUAAACUGUGUGUAACACAGUAUUUUGACAGUAUGCCUGAAUGGUUUGCAAAAAGAACAUUCUUGGACUCAUGUGAGGUGUGUACAAUUACUGUGUCUCCAUCAGCUCUGUUGUGUCAUAACAUUAUGAAAAUUACUGACAUAGUGCCACUACAGCUAAUAUUAGCUGUGAAGAUUAUGAACUUGUUUUUAAGAUUCUUUCAGAAAUACUACCCUGACUAUCUUUCCACAUAGGAACUCAAAUACAUGGCAAGAAUUUCACUGACUGCUAUCAAGGCAUACCUACUCAGAGCUAGUGUGGACUCAUAAACCCACUCAUAUUUCCAUAUAAGAACUCAAAGACACACUUUCUGUGCCCUGCAAUAGGGAACAUUUAAUUUAAAUAAGUAGGUUUUCAUUCAGCACUGGGCUUAUUGCUGUGUAGCCUGUUUGACUAUGUGUUGUGUGUAUCAAACAUGUAUUUAAACUAUAUGUCAAAGCAAAGUUAUGAGGAUAAUGAAUUAUUAGUAUAGGUCUGUCUGGGAUGUUGAUGGAUUGCUAGUCCUAUAUGAUGUAUUUGCCCUGUAGCACAAUUUAUACACUGCACUGUUAAUAUUUAUUUAGGUAUUUCAAUAAAUGAUGUUUUGUAUAACUGC
Ictalurus furcatus (blue catfish) is the source of this 2974-nucleotide messenger RNA. RefSeq names its product complement component 1, q subcomponent-like 2 (gene c1ql2). The coding region runs from base 280 to 1050 and encodes 256 amino acids. The transcript is spliced from 2 exons. Gene Ontology annotation, molecular function: protein binding. The record is from RefSeq and is a predicted model, not a curated record. Lineage: Eukaryota; Metazoa; Chordata; Actinopteri; Siluriformes; Ictaluridae.